AUGCCUGUCGCAGCACAGCCAAAAAUGAGCCCCGUUACCAAUGCUUCUCUCCGUCGUCUCGCCAAAGAUCAUGCAGCACUGCGAUCUGCCCUACCUCCAAACUACCUGUUCCCAGACAGCGACCAUGGCUCAUCGCUCCAAGACGAUCUCACCCAACUCGUCGUCUGUAUCACCGGCGCUGAGGGCACGCCCUAUUCCGAAGGAUUAUGGCGUCUCCAUCUGAAAAUGCCCCCGGACUAUCCCAAAAGUCCUCCAAAAGCCGCCUUCCAGACCCGAAUUUACCAUCCAAAUGUGGAUCCUACGACUGGAGCGGUGUGUCUUGAGACAUUGAAAAGAGAUUGGGAUCCCAAGUUAACUCUGAAAGACAUCCUGGUCACCAUAUCAUGCUUGUUGAUUCAACCCAAUCCUGACUCUGCAUUAAAUGCUGCUGCAGGGGCUCUCAUACAAGAAAGCUACGACAGCUUUUCUACACAAGCACAGUUGAUGACGAGAAUUCAUGCGCCCAUUCCGAAGCAUCUAUCUGAUGCUGUCCAGGAAGCGAAGCGCCGUGGGGAGGAGCCUGAGCAUGGGUCAACAGAGAAACCUUCAUCUUCUCGAGGAAAGUCUCUAGAGGACGACACGAAAGAGAACGAGCCGAGUGAAUCAAACACAGCGUUUAACUGUGCACCAAACAGGAUGAAAGACAAGCGCGCGCUCUCGGAAAUAGCCUUGCCCGAAGAAAGUGACGUGCAAACUUCGUCCGAAGCAAUUGAACCGAAGAGAAAGUCACCUAAAACAACGCGGGCCUCUGCGCCUGACCAGAGUAAAUCAGUUUUUCCAGCCGUCUCUGGUGAACUGGAGACACAUAAAAACGAACAUGAAGAGCAAACCAUGAUGGCACAAAAUAAGCCAAGUCUGCCCUGCCAAUUGCCGACGUCGAUAUCGACCGCCGCACGAAAAAUCUCGAACACGAGUGCAGCGAAGAAAAGGCUGCCGCGGAUAGGCAUCCGGAGACUUUGA
This is a messenger RNA of Cladophialophora bantiana CBS 173.52, 999 nucleotides long. RefSeq lists its product as uncharacterized. Gene Ontology annotation, cellular component: nucleus. Bases 1 to 999 code for a protein of 332 amino acids. The transcript has 2 exons. NCBI's taxonomy places the organism in Eukaryota, Fungi, Ascomycota, Eurotiomycetes, Chaetothyriales, Herpotrichiellaceae. The record is from RefSeq and is a predicted model, not a curated record. Gene Ontology annotation, biological process: protein polyubiquitination; ubiquitin-dependent protein catabolic process. Gene Ontology annotation, molecular function: ubiquitin conjugating enzyme activity.